AAUCCAUCGCCACCAUCAUUGUUCUAUUCCGUACGAUACGAUACGAUACGAUACGAUUCGUCACAACACGACACGAUACAACACCGCGCACGGACUCCCCACUCUUUCCUGGCACAACCCUUGCAAACAACCGACCGUCCCGAGCAUUUCGACAUACUGCAACAGCAGCAGCGGCAACAACAACAACAACAACAGCAACAACAACAACAACAACAACUUUCUCCGAAGCACACAACCAAUCCCAGCAUGCCAAGGACGGUCACGCCGGUGUCGGCAGCUCUCGUUUGUGCGAUCCUGUCGCUAUCGUCGACGUCCCGCUGCGGUCCCAACCACGGAGUCUUUCCGGCGGCGGAGGCCUUUGCGGGGCAGCGAGGGCUUGUUAGGCACCAAUUGGUUCCGUCGGGACAGCGGCACCCCCUUCGCCCGAUCCCCGGAACCCACCCGGUCCAUCGGGCGGGUUCGGUUCGCCUGCGUGCCGCCCCACAGCCCUACCCGGACCAGGAACAGCAGCAGGAGCAACAACAACAACAGCAGCAGCAGCAGCAGCAACAACAACAGGGGGAAGGCACACCCACCGGCGGGGGCGGAGAACCCAGCGAAGCCGAAAAGCUGCUGAGGGACGCGGAGCGGCUGCGGCUAGAAGCGGAGAAGAUGGACGCCAGCCUGACCCUGCAAAAGAUCGCCGCCCUCGAGGAAAAACUCUCCAACAACGCCUGGCUGGAAAAGCAGCGGGGCCAGACGGUCCGAGACCUGUACGAGGAACUCCGCCGGCUGGAAAYGAAGGUUUCCGAUUCGGCCGGGCCCGGUGCCCCCGGGGGCCUGUCGGUGGACGAAAAGAUGGAAAAACUCCGGGARGAAUCCCUGAAGCCGCCGSCGSCGGCGGAACCKUCGGCCGGGGAGCCCGGGCAUUCUUCGAGCGGGAGUACCAGCGGAGGCAARCCCAAGAACCGAAACCUCCCGCCCUUGGCCGGGUUCGACGACGUCGACCUGGAGCUGUACGUGCCGGUCGCGAGAGACGUCAACAAGAUGGCACAGGGCAAGCCKCUGAACGAACGCAUCGGGCUAUUCCGCGACGCCCCGGAGCUCCAGGAACACUUCAAGCAGAAAAUACAAAAGCUGAUCCUGGGACCGCUCGAGGAGAUACAAGAACUGGAAAGCCUCAAGCAAGAAUACUUCGAGUCAUCCUCGUCGAAGGAAAAGGACGCCUUGCUGAAACGAAUCAAGCAGCUGGAAGCCAGGGUGGAGGAAAACAACGUUGCGAUGGGGGCCGGAAGCGAUCCCGAYGGAGGAAUCGGUUACAGCGACAGGAUUCUCAUUCCCCCCGACCAAUUGCCGCCCCURACGGAAGCCGAUCUCGAAGAACGCUACGAAACCAUCAGGGCUCUCCCAGACAUCCUUGUUGCGGUGUACCUCCAGCGGAACGGGCUUUACGAGCUCCCGGUCGACGAAUCCCUCAUCAACAUCCAGGUCGGAGGGGGCGGGAUCAACGUGACCAAGACAAAAAGUGCUUCGGCCGACCUUCCGAACGAAGCCGGGGAAGACGCGAGCGCCGGAGCAGAGCCUUCCRGGACGGACGACGACGCGGAGUCAGAGUCAGAGGCCUCCUCGUUUGAUYUGUACAAGGACCUAAAACUAGCAAUCCAGAUGGACUAUUACGGGCUACAGCUCCAGCUUCUGGACCAAGCACGGAUCGUUCCACUGACCGACGAGAUGCGGAAGGAUUUUGUCGCGGCCUAUCUGUCGCUGCCGCCGCCGGUUCGAGAGCAGUACGUUGCGGACAAGCUGGGGAUCGACGGCCUCGAGGCGGGGGUCGUCGCUUCCGACCGGRACGAAGACGUCGAGUGCGUCCUGAAAGAGAUUUUGCAGCCGAUCGACGAGCCCUUUGUGGCCCUGUCGCAAGCCGGUGGAUUGUUUGGCGGCCGGGGGACCCAGGAACCGAUCGCCGAACCACCGGAAUACAACGACGUUGAAUUCGUCGACCGGUCGCGGUACCUAGAAGAAUUCUUCCCAUCGCUUGCGUUGCUGGAAGAAGGCCGCCCCUCUCCCGAAGACGUGGACCUUUUCAUGAAGGAUUGUUUGACCGACAGCGCCAAGAAAAUAUUCAUKGUUACGAGCAAACCAGAGCGCGUGAUCGGAGGGUACUAUAUCCGGGGCACCAACCAAAUGGGAAUAGACGAGAGUAGCUCCAAGACACCAAACGAGCGAAUGGUAGAAGAAGUCUCCAACCGGCUGCGGGAUCACCCUACCUUGAAAGACAAAAUCGAGUUCUUUUACAUUACCGAUCCGUCGCCUCCAGACGACGAAGAUAUGGAGCUAGAGGUAAAUCUAACUCCWCUUUUCAUGGUAACUGCGAAGGAUCCAAAGACAAUGUACAACUUGUCUGCACCACUCACCAAGGCAGCGGUAACGGUUUCGGGCUUGGUUUCCGCUUUCUUUUUUUCGAUUGGAUCUUGCGUCUUGAACCCAAAAAUCAAUGCCGGCAUCGAAAAGGCAUUGGACAGCGCAACAUCGUCGGCUCCGGGGACGGUGUACCUCGACAUUGAUUGGUUUUUCAAUCUGUGUUUGCCUCUUUAUUUCUCCUUCAUUGGCAUACUGGUUGCUCAUGAGUUGGCGCAUCGGAUAGUGGCAUCCAUMUACAAAGUAAGACUCGAUUCGAAUGCAGCGCAAAUCAGUAGAGGCUUACCCUCUCAGUUGCGUAGAACGAAAUCUAACCACUGGUCUUUGUUUUUGUUUGUCACGAUGUAAAAACAGUUUGAUAUAGGACUUCCAAACGUGGUACCGUCUCUUUCCACCGGUCUUGCAGGAACCAUAACUCCGUUGAAAUCACCGCCCCCGAGUAAGAAAGCACUCUUUGACUUCGCAAUUGCAGGCCCCAUUGCCGGGUUGACUGUGUCAAUAGGCUUGCUUUUUGUCGGUCUAGAAUUAACCCGUCAGAUGGGGCUUGAMACAAGUUUGCCUGUGUUGCCAGUUGAUUUGGUUCGAUCGAGCAGCCUUGGCGGAGGGAUGGUUGAGUUCUUUUUGGGCAAGUACACGCUGCUACCAGAUCAAGGUCCGGGUGCAUUCGUGGAGCUACACCCUUUUGCGAUCAGUGGUUUCAUCGGAUGCUUAACAAACUCCCUAGCGCUUUUACCUCUCGGUCGUAAGUURGAACAGAAUCCAUUACCUACGAUUCGGAUGUUUUGUUCUGUUUUUCCCUGGAAAUUACGUUAACCUUUCCUUUUUUUUGUUCAAAAUUUCCCACCUUUCCAUAUCAAAUCAAUWCUACUAGACACCGAUGGGGGUCGCAUAUCUUUGGCAAUGUUUGGACGAAGAGGUGCAUUUAUUGUCAAACUUUUUACAACCUUAAUAUUAACCGCGUCUGGUUUGUUCGGAUUGGACGAAAUGAACAUUUUGCUAGCCUACGUCGUCUUUACCUUGAUAUGGCAACGUGAACUCGAAACAGCAAUUCGCAACGAGGUUGAUGAACUCUCUUUUUCUCGGGGACUCGUAGGUAUCAUCAGCGCCAUCCUGGUAGGAUUAAUACUGAUUCCCAUGACAUCAUAACUAUGCCUGUCAUAAACGUUUUCAUCUACAAAGUUGCAGUUUCUUUAAUAUGUUUGACUCCAUUCUACGAAUAUAAAAWCAAUUGAUCCCGCACUAAUCCAGAGGUUCCCAACAUUAAUUUAAUGCUUCUUUGAAAUGACCUUAAUAACAUGAUACUACUACUGGAAGUAGAAAAUAAAACCUAGUAAUACAC
Molecule: messenger RNA, 3736 nt
Organism: Pseudo-nitzschia multistriata
Lineage: Eukaryota; Bacillariophyta; Bacillariophyceae; Bacillariales; Bacillariaceae
Source: the annotation of a GenBank genome assembly